AAUAUCCUACGAAUCUUCAGUUAGAAAAUUGGAACGGGCACGUAAAAACAUAUCUCAAACAACUCAGAAGAAAACAAGAAAAGGCAGAACGGCGAGCAAGCGUAACCCUUAGUGCUAAAGCAAAAGGAUAUAUUGGCGCAAUAUUUCAAGGAACCUCUAGACAAACAACAAGCCCUGAACCUGAAGGAACCGAAAACGAAGACGAAUUAGAGGAAGGUGAAAUCAGCGAACAGGCAAAUUUUUACGCGACUAAACCAUACACAGCCCUCCCAGGAUCAUCAGAUAUCCCGACCGCAUACGGAACCGAGUUACACAAGAAAAUACAAGGAGCCCGAAGACUAUACGCGACUGCCGCAGCACUAGUGCGUGAUAACGAUAAUCGAAAAGGCAAAAAUAAAGCAGACGACGAAGAAUCAGAUCAUUUAGUAAUAGCAGACGACCAAAGCGAUUUAGAACAAACUAAGAAGGUUACUCCCAAGAAACAGCAAAAACAACCUGCAGACGAAAUGGCACACGCACCUUAUCCCGUAUUUAAUGGUUCAAACCCGCGUAAAUGGAUUAUGGACCUGGAAUUAGCCUUUACCGCUAAUGGCUUAGCAGCGGACGCUAACGCUAGAAAAAUCGGAAUAGCAGCUCUUAAUUUAGGACCCGCCAAAAUGUGGUAUGGCAUGCUCGCAGCCAAGCCCGACGCAUGGACCAAUGAUCAAAACCCAUUUGGAUUUAAAGAAUUGUUUUUAACUAAAUACGCGACAGAAGCAAACAGAGCUCAAGCCGCGCAACAAGCACAUACUCGUAUGCAAUUGAAAACGGAAUCCAUCGAAGAUUAUUAUAGCGCGUUGCAAGAGCGCUGGAUGGAAUGCGGAAAUCAAGAUCAGAUACCCGAAUGGAUGAGAAUGAGCCAAUUUAUCAAUGGUCUAUUACCAGCAUAUAGAAUACCCGUUCUACAACAGGCCCCGGAAACCUUAGCAGACGCGGUCCAAAAGGCAAACAAUUGUUACUACGCGAUGCAGACAACCGUCCAAUACACGCAUUCCGCCGAACCAUAUAUGGAAACAAUG
Molecule: messenger RNA, 1058 nt
Organism: Paraglomus occultum
Lineage: Eukaryota; Fungi; Glomeromycota; Glomeromycetes; Paraglomerales; Paraglomeraceae
Source: the annotation of a GenBank genome assembly